UCACCGUCUCUCGCUUAUUGUGUGAGCGAGUCGGCUCGCUUUAUUUUUCUCAAUAUAGCUUAUAACACUCGGGGUUCAGGAUUUAAAUCCUGUCUUAAAUCCUACUCCGGAGGUCGACAGCGAGAUUACUUGUCGGCCGGUUGUGUAGCAGUGUGUAAUACUGAGCCGGGUUUCUGGUCAGUAUUGCCUGUUAUUUAUUUUCAUUUUAGCGGCCUAUCGGCCUACCCUCAGCCUCGGCGGUUUUUUACGCCUUCAGCCCGGUCCGUGAGAGUACGCCGGGGCCACUGGUUGUAAAUGUUGCAGAGCGGUGUCGCGGCUGCUAAUUCGCUAACGUGGCUAAUGUUUCUUGGCUAACCAAGAGGACGUUAGUUUGUUUAGUUAGCGUGGCUAUCAGUCGCUAGCAGACAACCGGUGGCAUCGGAGUGGCAUGGGCGUAUUUUUUUCUUCUUUGGUUCACCCGGUCGAACCCGAAAUCUCCGUUAGUUGUUAGCGAGCUAAUUAACUUGUUUGCUAUUAAGCUAAGUUAGCUAGCGACGCAGCUUUGUGUAGGUAGGUAUCACUGUUUAGUUAGCAGGUUAGCCGUUAAAGUUAGCCUCGUUGUCGCCAUGAGGUGAAGCCGUGAGAAGCGGAAGCCCACCGAGACUUGAAAGCUGGAUGCUUUCCCCUCAACUAUUAGCUUGCUGGCUAGCAUUUUGGCCAUGUGGCUGGAUAGUAGAUUUGGAUAUGGUCGACGGGCCCUGUUUUUAGGCUUGUUUGUGCGCGAAUCAAAACAGGGUUUUACGUAACAUGUGCAAGAUUAAGGAAUCGAUAGCAAGGUUAACAGUACUGUGUGAGAUUGUAUGUUGUCUUUCCCCAUUUGGUGUUCUCCAAAGUGUAUAUAUGUCUGUUUUUUGUUGCUGUUUUUUUUAAAGACUUUCGGUUGUUUGGUAAUCUAGAUUUACCUCAGCAUUAAGGCUGUUUUGAUGCAUAAAGUGUUGCAUCAUGUUUGAGUGGUAAAUAAGUUAGUGCUCGUUUUCCUUGUGUGCAGCUGCACCCAGUUUACUAAGGAGCUCUUCCCUUUUUUGUCCUCCCUCGGGUGGCCUUGGUUUAAGACAUGGUCUGGGAACAAAGGUGAUAUCACUGCCAGCUUCCAGCAAACCAUUAAGCAACCAGGCAGUUUGAGGAAGUGGUAUCGUACCAUAUGUGUGCGCGACAUAAGUAGGUCACAGUCACAAGCCCUUCUAACACUCCUUCUCACCCUUCUCUUCUCAGGUGUUAUUCCUUUGUAAAUACUGUUAUUUGUAUAUACUGUAAAUGAUGACGUCCAUGGGCGGGAACCGAGCCCGGGGCAACUGGGAGCAGACACAGGGCCAGACACAGAGCCAGACACAGCACAAGCAGAGGCCUCAGGCUACCGCAGAGCAGAUCCGACUCGCACAGAUGAUUUCAGAUCACAAUGAUGACUUUGAAGAAAAGGUCAAACAGCUGAUUGACAUCACAGGCAAGGAUCAGGAUGAGUCUAUGAUCGCACUGCAUGAUUGCAACGGGGAUGUCAACAGAGCCAUCAACGUGUUGCUGGAGGGCAGCCCAGACACUGACUCCUGGGAAAUGGUGGGAAAGAAGAAAGGGGUGUCAGGUCAGAAGGAGACCAGCCAGGCAGAAACUGGAGACGAAGGAAAAGAGAACAGAGAGAAAGGAGGCGAGAAGGAUGCAGCACGUCGCAGAGGUGGAGCUCCACGCAAGGGACGUGGCGCUAGCAGGGGACGAGAGUUUCGUGGCCAAGAGAAUGGCUUAGAUGGAGGCAAGACUGGAGUAGCUGGAAGAGGUGCAGAGCGAGGCCGAAGGGGAAGAGGCAGAGGAAGGGGAGCAGUUGGAGCAUCUGGACGGCGAGGAGGCAGAUUUUCAGCACAGGGCAUGGGCCAGAAUGAUAAGGGGCCCAGAUAUGAUAUUGCAGGCAGUAGGAGAACAUUCAACCCUGCUGACUAUGCGGAGCCAGCUCAGACAGAAGAAAACUACGGAGGGGGCAGUACCUGGAACAACACAGGAAGCGUGGAGCUAGAGGAGGGAGCUAGGUUGGAAUACUCUGCAGGAGAGGGAACAAAUUAUCCACCCAAGUUUGAUUCUGCUCCUGGUGCCUGGAGGUCUGCCACAGAGGAGUGGGGCACUGAGGACUGGAAUGAAGAUCUUUCAGAGACCAAGAUAUUCACAGCUUCCAGUGUAGCGUCAGUGCCUCCGCCUCAAGAGAAUGUUACCAUCACUAAGGGACAGAGGAUUGAUCUCGCAGUGCUCCUUGGGAAGACUCCACCAUCUUCUUCCUCAGAGACAGAAAAUGCCCCCAUGGAGGCCACCCAGCCCCCCUCUUUGUCCCAGUCACUGGUUUUCAGCAACUCCAAGCAAGGAGUGCCCCUCUCUCAAACAUCCUCCAGCACCCCUUACACCCAGCACAACAUGGUCAGCAUGCUGAGCAAGGGUUUUGGGGAAGUGGGGGAACCUAAAGGAGCCAGCACAGGGACCACUGGGUCCCAGUUUUUGGAGCAGUAUAAAACAGCCCAGGCACUGGCCCAGCUGGCAGCCCAGCAUUCCCAGACUGGACCCCCCAACACAACCCCUUCAUCAUGGGACACCAGUGCUGCCUCACUGGGACAAUAUGAUAUGAAGGCUCAACCGGAGUCUGCAAUUCAUACGCCCUUUACAAAGAGGCAGCCCUACCAGGCCACCACCUCAACCUCGUCCAUGUUGGAUGUUUUCCUGCAGGACAAAGGCCUGCCUCCUUCCUCUUCUGUCUCCUCAUCAUCUUCCUUACCACAACAAACAACAUCCUCCCCCCAUGUGGUGCCUCCACCUGCUUCCUCCCUUCCUAAAAUGGCUGGAGUCCCUUCUCUAGGUCAACAAGUUUCCCCAAGCUCCUCAGAUGCCCAGGGUUCAAGUCCUCUGCCUUUGCAGCAACACAAAAUCAAACAGCAGAAGAAGAGGGCCUCCAUUAAUACAAAGAUUCCAGCAAUGGCAGUGGAGAUGCCUGGCUCAACAGACAUCUCAGGCCUGAAUCUUCAGUUUGGAGCGUUGCAGUUUGGGUCUGAACCAGUUCUACCAGAGUACGAGUCCUCCUCUGCCACCACAACACCAGGCAACCAGGUCCAGAACAGUCUCUACACAAGCCCCAGCAGUGAGUCAACUCCAGUUCUCUCCAACUCCAGCCAGAUGGACCUGUACGAUCAGAGACCAUCUCAAACACGGCGUUACCCUCCUUCAGUCUCCUCCUCCCCUCAGAAGGAUUUGCAGCCCAAGAAACCUGUGAGCUCACGUUCAUUGUUGGUUUUACAGAAUGGCUUCAGUUCAAUACAGGCAGCACAAUCCGUGGAAGCUGCAGCAGGCUCUGCAGUAUCAGUCAAGCCGGCCUCUGACUCGGUCACGCCCGCAUCAGUCUCCAGCAUGGGCACUUUAACAGACAGCAGCUCAGCCUCCUUGUUGACUACAGCCAAUCAGACGCCACUUAGUGCUCUGGGUCACAAUGAAGACUUGCCUCCAAGCAGCAUGGCCCCUCCUCAGCACAACAACUCUCACCCAUCACAACAGAACAGUCUGACUCCAUCUGUCCGGACAUCGAACUCAGGCUUACUGCAUCCCAGCGUCGAUGGAGACUCGAGCCUGCACUCUUCAUCCUUCCCUUCCUCUGUCUCUGCCGUGCCGUCUUCAUCAGUCCCCUGCUCCUCUUCCUCUGUGGCUGCUGCACAGGUGUCCUUAGGGGCUCCUCAGGCCUCCUCAGUUGGCUCUGCCACAGUUUCAGCUCCCUCGGGCCUAGGCGCCGUCAGCAGUCUGGCCAUGGGCCUCAACACUGCCUCUAUGGGUGCCCCAGUAGCAGCAGCUGCCGCCGCCACUGCUUCAGUCUCCACAGCGGCCUCGACCAUUCCGUCUUCAGCAUCUUCGUCAUCAACACGCAGCUCUGCAGCAUCCUCAGGGAAAGCACCUCCAAACCUUCCACCCGGAGUGCCCCCUCUACUGCCCAACCCAUACAUUAUGGCCCCUGGACUACUGCAUGCCUACCCUCCUCAGGUGUACGGCUAUGAUGAUCUACAGAUGCUACAGACAAGAAUACCGCUGGAUUAUUACAGCAUUCCCUUUGCAGCAACACCCACAACAGCACUGACAGGCAGAGAGGGCAGCUUGACAAGCAACCCUUAUUCUGGUGACUUAUCAAAGUUUGGUCGAGCUGAUGCCUCUUCUCCGGCUCCAGCUACCACAUUAGCUCAGACACAACAGAAUCAGAGCCAGACGCAUCACACCACACAGCAGCCCUUCCUGAAUCCUGCGCUGCCGCCAGGCUACAGCUACACCAGUCUCCCGUACUACACUGGCAUGCCAGGAUUGCCCAAUACCUUUCAGUAUGGACCUGCUGUGUUUCCGGUGGCUCCUACCUCGUCAAAACAGCACGGUGUGAAUGUCGGCGUCAAUGCCUCGGCCACACCCUUUCAACAGGCUAGUGGCUAUGGUUCCCAUGGAUACAGCACUGGCUAUGAGGAUGUGGGCCAGGCUUCAGGGAGUGGGGAUUUCUGUAAGGGCGGAUACGGCACUGCCGUGGCCGCUGCUGCUUCUGCACAAAACAAGCCAGCCAGCUCUGUCACCGGGCCUGGAGUCGGAGUCUCUGUGACAUCAAGCAACACAGGAGUACCAGAUAUUUCAGGGUCUGUUUACACAAAGACGCAGUCGUUUGAGAAGCAGGGCUUCCACGCCGGGACGCCAGCCGCAUCAUUCAGCCUGCCCUCUGCGCUGGGCAGCGGGGGCCCCAUCAACCCUCCUGCCGCUGCCGGCUACGCUCCAGCUCCAUUCAUGCAUAUCCUGACACCACACCAACAACCCCACUCUCAGAUUCUGCACCACCACCUGCAGCAAGACGGACAGAGCGGCACUGGACAGCGCAGCCAGAACGCCUCCAUCCAACAGAAGUCUCAGAUCAACAAGUCGGCGUACAACAGCUACAGCUGGGGGGCAAACUAACAUCCACUCACGGGACCUCACCCCGCGCAGUGUCAAAAAGCUGGGAGGGGUGGGAGGCUCUUCACUCCUUCGGCAAAUAAGUCUCCACGUAUAAAUCCCCGCUUCCUCCUGCAAAGAUUUCCCUCCAGUCUCUUGGCCCAGCACUCCCACAGCUCUGACCGCGGUCAGAGGAGGUGCUGUGCCGAGAGAACGAGCACUGUUAAUGAUGCAUGGAUGGAUGGGUGGGAGGGACAGGAGGGGCUUUAAAAGUGAGGGGCGAUCGGAGAUAAAUGGUGAUAGAAGCAAACCAUCAAGAGGGUGAAAAUACUAAGUGUUGGGAAUUUGUAUCGUAUUAAUCUUCCCGCCCCUUGCCCCCCCCCCCCCCCAACAUUUUUUUCCUUUCACUUGUAACAUAGAACUGUUUUUCUAAAAGAAUGAACGUUUCCUGUAUGGUCUUUUUUUUUUUUUUUUUUUGUCUUUUCCCAUUUUUUUCCCCACUGAAGGGGAGGAAUGAAGUAAUCUCUAAAAGGGGGUGGGGGCAGGCUGGUUUUGUAUUUUAGACCCUCAACUCCCUGUUACUUAACUUUUGCCGGAAAUUCUUCCCUCCUGAACAGUUUCCAAACACAAUAAUUUGCCGUUGACUUUUUUAUGUUUUGGGGGUUUUUUGUUUUUGUUUUGUUUUUUUAUGUCAUUUUAAGUUUGCAGAAACAAUUCUAUAAAUUGGUAGAGUUGUGAAUUUUAUUUUUUACCGAAUAUAGAUAUAUUAUAUAUAAAGACAUAUAAGCAAGCUCACUGGCUUUGACUGUGAGGAAAAAGUGUGUUUGUCAUGUGACUGCGUGCAUGUUUGUACACACGGAGGGCCAUGGUUACGUACUGUGCUUGGGUUUUUGUUUUGUUUUUGGUUUUUUUGCCUAGCACAGGUUUUCCAUUAUCCAACACUUGUACAGAAACUUUUCCCAUUAAUUAUAAAUAUUUCAUAAGGCCCCUCUUAUUUUGAAAGAUGAGAAUGAUUUCCAAGGCCAAUACACACCCGGUCUGCCUUCCAGUGUGAAUAAUUUUGUUUCUGAGGCCCUCCCUGCCCUGCCACCUGUCCCCCCAACAUUGUAAGGAAAUCUGCAGCAUUGAAUACUGAUGGACAGAAUUGUACUAUGGGUUUUUUCUUCUUCUUUUUUUUUUUUUGUCAGUGAUUUUUUUUUUUUUCUUUUUGUAC
Haplochromis burtoni (Burton's mouthbrooder) is the source of this 6160-nucleotide messenger RNA. It is a transcript of the gene ubap2l, whose product is annotated as ubiquitin associated protein 2-like. Lineage: Eukaryota; Metazoa; Chordata; Actinopteri; Cichliformes; Cichlidae. The transcript is spliced from 29 exons. Gene Ontology annotation, cellular component: nucleus; cytoplasm. The record is from RefSeq and is a predicted model, not a curated record. Gene Ontology annotation, molecular function: protein binding. Bases 1294 to 4971 code for a protein of 1225 amino acids.